Chelmon rostratus (copperband butterflyfish) is the source of this 2583-nucleotide messenger RNA. It is a transcript of the gene hmgxb4a, whose product is annotated as HMG box domain containing 4a. Lineage: Eukaryota; Metazoa; Chordata; Actinopteri; Chaetodontiformes; Chaetodontidae. The record is from RefSeq and is a predicted model, not a curated record. The transcript has 13 exons. Bases 134 to 1933 code for a protein of 599 amino acids.
CGUAUUGUUGUUUCGCCGAUAAUAAAAGAUGGCGGCCGGACCCGCGUAAAUUGGAGACCCCAUAGAGGUCAGUGUCCUGCUUUAUGUUGUCAGUAACAUACCGUGACAAAUAAACGUUGACAAAGGAGGAGCCAUGGCUUUUGAGGAGAUCAAGAGCAAAGGAGGAAUGGAUGUGGGGAUGGAAGGAGAGAGGGGCCUUGUAGCUGGCCGUAGCCAGAGAGAGAAGAGGAGGUCAUACAAGGACCUGCUGAGGGAGGAAGAGGAGAUUGCUGCUCAGGUCCGUAAGUCUUCCAAGAAACGUCCCAAGGACUCAGAACUUUUCAUGCUUCAUGGAGGGGACUCACACAAGAAGAAGAAGAAGCAUAGUGAUGACUACUAUUACAGAGACCACGAUGGCUCAGGCCCACCUCCCCACAAGAAAAAGCACAAGUCUGCAGACCGCUCCCCUCCUCUCUCGUCCCCCUCAUCCUCACACCCGACAGAUACGGCGAUGGGCCUCCUGCAGGCCAUCACCUCUCCACUGGCCACAGGGUCGGACCCCAGUCCCCACUUGCAUAAGAAACCCUCCUACCCUUCCUUCUCCUCGCACUCUUCGAAGGACCGCAAACGUGAGAGCAGCAGCGGCAGUGGAAGCAAAGGGAGCCACUCCUUCUCUCACUCCCGCCCCAUGUCUUCAUCAUCAUCUUCCUCCAAGAAGCACUCCUCCUCUUCCUCAAAGUCAUCUCUAUUCCACGGUGGCACUCCCAAAGAGGAACCCUUGACGUUACGCGAGGCUGACGGGCUGAAGAUGAAGCUCAUCAUGUCGCCAGAGAAAGAAGAGGGAGAGAGUUUCCCGUUCACGCCCCACUCAUCCAAAGGAAGUGUGAAAAAAGAGAAGGAUAGAGACCGCAUGCAGCUUUCAAAGUCGCCCAAGAAGAAGCUACAGCAGAAUCGAGAUCCACUGCCUGUAGUGGGCAAAGAGGUGGAGGUGGAAGGUCAUUAUGGAGGUGGCAUGGGAGAUGAUAGCUCUUCAUCUGGGGGUGAACUGGAGGCUGGUGAACUGGUUAUAGAUGAUUCGUACACACACAUGUCAAAAAAGAAGAAGAAGAGCAAAAAAAGCAAGAAGAAAAAGGAUAAAGAAAAAGACAGAGACAAGGAUAAAAGUGGGAAGGACAAGAAGCACAGCAAAGGAUUUGGAGACUCAUCGAGGAGCCACAGCCACUCCCAUCCCACUGUGACUCACAGCGCUGUUGGUCCAAUGUAUGCAAUGGGCACGCCCGUCCCUCCACACCACCACCAAGGCAGUGAUGGAAUGACAGAGAAGAAGAAAAAGAAGGAGGAAAAAGAUAGAGAGAAGCAUGAGAAGGAAAAAGAUAAGCCCAAGAAGAAGAACACAUCAGCUUACCAGGUCUUUUGUAAGGAGUACAGAGUCAACAUAAAUGCAGAACAGCCAGGACUUGUGUUUGGUGAACUAAGCAAAAAGUUGGCGGAAGUGUGGAAAGCAAUGCCAGAGAAAGACAAAUUAGUUUGGAGGCAGAAAGCUCAAUAUCUGCAGCACAAGCAGAAUAAAGCUGAGGCCACCACAGUCAAACACAAGACAACCAAUGAGAGCAAAAGCAAAGUUGUAGGAACGGGAACAGGGAUGGUGUCUCCGAACAGAGCGCCUGGCACUGUGUCCCUGUCCCCGGCACGAGUCCCAGAUGUGGAUCCCAUUGAUGCCGCAGCUCACCUGCAGCUACUGGGAGAGUCCCUGUCCUUGAUUGGGCAUCGGCUACAGGAAACAGAGGGGAUGGUGGCGGUGUCCGGGAGUCUGUCUGUACUGCUGGACUCCAUCUUGUGCGCGCUGGGACCACUGACCUGUCUCACAGCACAGAUACCACAGUUAAACGGAUGUCCUCGAAACGUCCUGUCAAACACAUUGGACAACAUUGCCUACAUCAUGCCUGGGCUGUGAGUGAAGGGUGAUAAUCAGUAUGAAGUCAACAUGUUUGACUGGAGUGGCCCUUUACAGGAAGUGACACUCAGACUGUAAUCGAAGGCACUGAGGGCAUCUGAAAACUUGGAUAUUUCUAGUGUCACCAUGUUUUUAAAGUAUUUUUUUAAAAACCUUGUUCUCUUAAUUUUCUAAUUGUUAUAUUUUUAAAUUAAACAUUUUACUGAACACGUUAAUCUUUCUUGGCAUGUCAGCUUAGUUUUACUGUUACUGUACAGUGCUGUAGUAUGAAUGAAUGCGCGCUUGUAUGUGCUUUACUGAAUGUAUGUGUGCAUUUGUUAGCUGUGUGUGGGUGGGUGGGCUUGACUGUUAGUGUAUGAGACUGCUGACUGUUCUAUACAAGUCUACUUAUAUGAUUUUUUUUUUACUGAAAUGUACAGGAACAUUGAAGUUGUUGUCUUUAUGUCAUCAUCACCAUAACGUAAUAUAUUUGACAUCUGCUUAGCCUUUCUUUUACAAUGUAAAAAGUGCUGUCAUGCCUUGCUGUUUUAUACAUUUGAUAUUUUGCUGUGCAUACAGCAUUUAGAUCUUGACUGUACUGUAGAAUUUCAGGUGAUUGGAGCUAUUCAAACAAAUCACUGUCAGACAUUUAGCAGAAUGGCAGCAUUAAA